This is a messenger RNA of Entamoeba dispar SAW760, 591 nucleotides long. RefSeq lists its product as uncharacterized. The transcript has a single exon. The record is from RefSeq and is a predicted model, not a curated record. Lineage: Eukaryota; Evosea; Mastigamoebida; Endamoebidae. Bases 1 to 591 code for a protein of 196 amino acids.
AUGAAACACAUUAGUCCUUUUGAAAGAAAACCGAUAAUCAAUUUAGGAAAUGGUGUUUAUGAAGUUGCACUUACUCAAAGUGAAAAACAAAAAGAUUUGUUAUUGGCUAAAAGAGCAUCAACGGAAAGAGAUUCUGCACAACAGUCAUUUUUAUUCCGUAUUUUAGUUGAUAACGGUUUUACAAUUUUUUUAAAGAAAUUAUAUAAAAAAGGAAAGACUACAUCACAACUGUUUGUAGUUGAAUCAAUUACUCGUGAUGGUAAAAGUUAUUUUGAAGAAGUUAUUCCUGACAACUCAUCAGAAGAUAAAAAAAAGAAAAGACGAAAUGCUGAUGCAAAAACAAAUGACUGUCUUAUUAAAAUUGCUUCAGACUAUUGUUGGGCUUGUUUUGAAUUUAAAAAAGGAAAACCAAGUGUUGUAUGCUCACAAAUGAAACGAAUCCAAAACGCACAAAUAGGUUCAAAAGUCUAUGGAUCAAGUCUUAUCUUACAAGAAGGAAAAAAAAUGAAUCAACACAUAUUAUCAAUAAUGUCUUCAAAAGGAUGUAUUCUUUCUCCUGAACAAAGCCUUGUUGAAUGUUAUAGAAUUUAG